Messenger RNA from Arabidopsis thaliana (thale cress), 1711 nucleotides. RefSeq names its product AGAMOUS-like 21 (gene AGL21). Gene Ontology annotation, biological process: regulation of DNA-templated transcription; positive regulation of transcription by RNA polymerase II. The record is from RefSeq and is marked reviewed. Gene Ontology annotation, cellular component: nucleus. The coding region runs from base 825 to 1328 and encodes 167 amino acids. The transcript has 7 exons. NCBI's taxonomy places the organism in Eukaryota, Viridiplantae, Streptophyta, Magnoliopsida, Brassicales, Brassicaceae. Gene Ontology annotation, molecular function: protein dimerization activity; DNA binding; RNA polymerase II transcription regulatory region sequence-specific DNA binding.
AAAAAACUAAUUAUUAGAAAACAUAUAUAAACAUGUAAUUCUAAAUCAUAUAAUAUUUUGAUUAUAUAUUUUGAAAAUUUAUAUAAUUUCAUAUUUAUCAAUUAAAACAACCAAAUAAAAGAGUAUGGUAAUGCGAAUUUUUGUUUUUCCCUAUUUUCCUUGAGGAAUUUUAUAUUAGCAUCAACCUUAAGCAUUAUUAAUUCUUCACGUUUGUCUUUUGAUAACAUUUCUCAUGUAUCAUAGGGUUUACGAACCUCUUGGUAAAUGAAAUUACUUAGCAUAUUUAGUCAAGUUUAUAUACCAUUCUUAAAACUAACUAACACCAUGUUAUUGUUUGCUUGGAUUUAAAAUAAAGUGUGCCAUGCUAAUGCAUUACAUUUAUGUCAUUUUGUUUAUAGCUUAGAACUGGAUUCCUUUAAAGUUCUUGCUUAUCUACACCCUAGAAAUAACAUUUAAGCAUUUGUUUUUGUUACUUAUUGAAAAAAGAAACUAACAUCUACUUACUUUAUAUAUAGUUUAUCUAGUUUGUGUAACAAAUUCGUAUUACUGCUGAGUUCAAGAUUAUAUACAUUAUGUGAAAUGUAUGUAUGUGUACAUAUAUAAGCGUGUGUAAAUAAUGUUGCCAAUGCAGGAAAGUCUAUAUUGCACAAAUUUCUAGGCUAUGAGUUUUUUCUUUACGUAUGAAAGCUUUUUAAUGGAGUACUUGGAAAAACUUCACGAUCGAAAAUUAAUAUCUUUUACGUAAUUUACUCUAAGAGAUGAUAUGAUAUGAGUGAAUUAUAUACCAUGAACAAGGUAUACUAAUAUUAAAUAUUUUGAAUAGCAUGAAGUCGGUUAUUGAUAGAUACAACAAGAGCAAGAUCGAGCAACAACAACUAUUGAACCCCGCAUCAGAAGUCAAGUUUUGGCAGAGAGAAGCUGCUGUUCUAAGACAAGAACUGCAUGCUUUGCAAGAAAAUCAUCGGCAAAUGAUGGGAGAACAGCUAAAUGGUUUAAGUGUUAACGAGCUAAACAGUCUUGAGAAUCAAAUUGAGAUAAGUUUGCGUGGAAUUCGUAUGAGAAAGGAACAACUGUUGACUCAAGAAAUCCAAGAACUAAGCCAAAAGAGGAAUCUUAUUCAUCAGGAAAACCUCGAUUUAUCUAGGAAAGUACAACGGAUUCAUCAAGAAAAUGUGGAGCUCUACAAGAAGGCUUAUAUGGCAAACACAAACGGGUUUACACACCGUGAAGUAGCUGUUGCGGAUGAUGAAUCACACACUCAGAUUCGGCUGCAACUAAGCCAGCCUGAACAUUCCGAUUAUGACACUCCACCAAGAGCAAACGAAUAACAGAGAGAUUGAAGUUGGAAGAUACCAUGAUGUUGAAGAACACUCCAAAGGCCUUGGUUUGAAUAAGGUUCUUGAACUGGAAACCUCUAUACACCAAGCCACGUACGAUAAGCAGCAUGGUUCUUCUAACAUAGUCAUAUUUUCAAUCCUAAAUAUAAUUAAAGCAUAUAUAAUUAAAAUCCGGUGUUGUUAUACUCAUCUUGAGUAUUAAUAUUGUACUUGUUUAUAACCAUAGAUUCGUCAAUUAAUAGAGAAAAAUCAUAUGAAUUAUUAUCCUCAAAACUCUCUCAAAUAUCAAUAUUCUUAGAUCAAUAAUUUGUUUAAUAUAUAUAACCAUGCACUUGGUAAUUCUAAAAUGUUAAAUAAACAUUUUCUGUUAAGUU